AUGAAUGUGGGUGUUGCACACAGCGAGGUGAACCCAAAUACUAGGGUUAUGAAUAGUCGUGGAAUGUGGUUAACGUAUGCCCUGGGAGUUGGAAUGCUACACAUUGUGCUGUUAAGCAUUCCUUUCUUCAGUGUCCCUGUCGCAUGGACUUUGACCAAUGUCAUUCACAACCUGGGAAUGUAUGUGUUUUUACAUGCAGUAAAAGGUACGCCAUUUGAAACACCAGACCAAGGUAAAGCCAGACUUCUUACACAUUGGGAGCAGCUAGACUAUGGAGUACAGUUCACCUCAUCAAGAAAAUUCUUUACAAUCUCUCCAAUUAUUCUGUACUUCCUGACCAGUUUCUACACAAAGUAUGAUCCAACACAUUUCUUUAUCAACACGGCUUCACUUCUCAGUGUCCUUAUCCCCAAGUUACCUCAGUUACAUGGAGUACGAAUUUUUGGCAUCAACAAAUACUGA
Messenger RNA from Staurois parvus, 462 nucleotides. Lineage: Eukaryota; Metazoa; Chordata; Amphibia; Anura; Ranidae. The record is from the annotation of a GenBank genome assembly.